Messenger RNA from Andrographis paniculata, 8195 nucleotides. RefSeq lists its product as uncharacterized. The transcript is spliced from 13 exons. The coding region runs from base 6807 to 7868 and encodes 353 amino acids. The record is from RefSeq and is a predicted model, not a curated record. Lineage: Eukaryota; Viridiplantae; Streptophyta; Magnoliopsida; Lamiales; Acanthaceae.
CGCCGCCUUCCCUCAUUUUCUCUCUCUCGCAGUCGGUUCACGGCCGGUUUGAUCUUUCAUUCCUCUCUUUCUCUCUCUCUCGCAAUCGCACAACCCGUCCUCCGUUGACCAGAACCACCACUCCAGUCGCCGCGGCCCUUGAUCGUUUAGACCGUCAGUUCGCUCAUUCAGUCCGUGCACCCACGUUCUUAUCAGACGCUGCUUUGAUUUCAAGGGAGUUCUUUUCUGCUAAUCUCUUCUGCUAUCUGUGACAAUUGAUUGAUUCUUGUCGAUUAUUGUCUCGAUAAUAUUUGAGAUUUCUUGAAAUUGUGCAAAUUUGGAUUUGGGUGAUUAUCUUGGAGUUUAUUUUUAAAAAUUGAUGAAUGGAUGAUUGGGAAUGAUCAUGUGGUGUGAAAUUGUCGAUUGCACAUUGAAUACAUAUUUGAGAUUGAUGUUUGGUGUCGGGUAUAAUUGCUAGUGCAAAUGUUUUGUGGAAUUUAUAGAGGAAUUGUAAUUUUUUUUGUUGAAUUCUUUUGCGUGAAGGCACGAUGGGCAAGGUGCAAGAGUUGGAUCCCUCAUACUGCCCCAACCCGUGCGAGUGUCGGGUCUCCUUCUCAGUGGCCGGUCGCCCCGACCUAUUCCAGGGAAGUUUAUUUUCUUUGCCACUUUCGUUUCAUCUUUAUUUUUGCAAUAGGGUCAUUGCUUCAAUUAGGUGUGGGGGGAGAUUAGAACUUUUGAUGCGAUAUAAUGCUUUAUUUUGAUAACUUCCCCACAUGUCCUCUUGUGUAUUUUGAGCCGAUCUUGUUGUGCUUACUUAGUUCAUUAGGAUCUUGCCGUGUUUGUUGAUGAAAUUAGAUGAUGAGUGUGCUUAGCCUUCUAACAAAGAACUCUUAAGUGAGUUAUUUGAGCCUUAUUUGAGUACAUUCACUCAGACAUAUCAUAUAUGCUCAAUUUUUCUUGGAUUGAGUGAACAUAUGUUGUAUUUGACUACCUAGAACUUGCUUGCUUAUGCUUAUUGACUCCGUGUUUAUUGAGAAUUGAUGGGAUUAAAAUGAUAAGGCACUAGGAUUACCCUUGUUGGCCUUAAGUUCACAUCUUCACCUAUAUUAUCCCCUACUGAACCAAGUUUGAGCUUGAUGUUAUUAUCUUAUUUUUCUUGGUUUAUAUUUAACCCCCAAGCCGCUAAGCCCUUUUAUUGGAUUAAGCCAAACGCUUACUUGAACCUAUGGGAACUUGAGGGAUUGUUCUUUGAUUCAUUACAUUAGAUUAUUUAGAGUUGCAUUCAUUAUAAGAUAUUAUUCUGAAGUUUUACUUGAAAGUAUUCAUAUUGUGGCACGGUUAUAAAUUCAUAUAUAUUUUUGCCAAAAGUAUCUCAUUAUCUUGCCCCUUAAAAUAAUAAUAAUAAUAAUGAAAAGGGGCUGAAAAAAAAAAGUAUUCCGAGUCCUAAAAAAAAGAAUAAAAAAAAGGAUUCAUGUAAAAGAAAGAAAGUAUGUUCUUGUAUUGCAUUGAUUAUCGCUUGUAAAGUGCAGUGUUGUUUGAUUUUUGUUCAUUCAUGUAUGCAACUUGCGCUCAUUGUGAUGUGAUGAAUUGAUAGAUUAAUUUCUCGGUCCUAUGAGCCAUUAAUAACCUAUUUCCUACCCCAACCAUGGCCCCAUUACAACCUUCAAAUAAGACAUUUGUAUCUCAAAAGUCACCCAAAACAUAAUAAAAUAUCAUUACAAUACAACACAUAUCAAUUCCCCCACACCUAAUCCAUGCUUUUUCUCAAGCAUAUGUCCAAACCAAGAAUUCAGAUACUCACUAGCACAAAAGUCACUUCGCCGUGUUAUCAAUUACGUCAGAUUCAAAGCAUGCAAGAACCAACUAACCUCACCAAAUGUGGAAUGUAUACAACGUAAAGCUCUCACCCUCAUGUUUUUAGGCUAUAUUCACUCAAUGCACAUGAACUAAACGACGAACCCCAUAGGCUUGCAAGCAAAUCAAAUCAACUCCACAAUUCCUCAAGAAAUUAACGUUCAUAAAAAGGCCCUCUGGGGUGAGGCAAUAUAAAAAGUAUUUCAGAUUUAAUUGCAAAAGGGAUCUAUUUAAAAGGGGAUCUUGGGAUGGAGAAUAAAGAGACGAUUUGCAAUUGAAGACGGGAAGAGAAACAGACUACCACGUUCUACCACGACACCAUAUUUCUUGAAAGGAAUAAGGGAGAAAGAAGAGCACGGAAGAUAGGAGAACUUGGAAGAGGAUUGUAGACGAUUUUUUGGGGCAUUCUUCUUCUUUUUCGAUUUCAAAAUUGAAGGAAUGAUGAACUUCUUUAUUUGUUUUGUGUUUUCAAUUUCUAUGAAUUUCGAGUAAUUUCAUUUCUAGCAUAGGUGUAAAUUGAUGUUUGGGAUUGAAUUUGUGAGAUUUAAUUUUGUUUAAUUUGGUGUUCAUCGAUAUCGGGUAUUUCUAAUUCUUCUAAUUUAUAAGUUUAGAAAUCUUAAAUUGAUUAUUGUGCACAUAUUGAUUUGAGAUUUCAUAGCUAAAUUGGAGAUUGACACACGUAAUUGUGUAAUUUUUCAAUUGGUGUAGCAACUUAGAGGAAUACUCUAGGAAAGAAUAAUAAUCAAUUUUAAACACAUCCGCGUAGGAAUUUUUUUAUAUUGAAUUGGGUCUUUCUAGUACUUAAAGUUGUCGAAUCAGUAAAACUAUGGUUGUACUUAGGAUUCUCACUCGAUUAGGGAAAUAGCUAACGGUUGUACCUUACCUAUCGACAAAGUUAGGAAAUGUUGGUUGUGAACGCGUGUAGAUCAACUAUAACCAAUAUAUCCAACUAGUCAAUGAACUUGAUUUUAAGUCGAUGAACAAAAUUUAUAUCCCGAACAGAAAAUUCAUGUCUAUGCUAGAGUUUAAUCAUCUUUUGUAAUCCACCUUACAUUUUAUUUUAUUUUAUUUAGUUGAACGGAUUUAUUUUCUCUUUAUUUAGUUCGAUAAUCAAAACCCCCCAUUAUAUAUAUAUUAGUAUAAUUAUAUUCAACUGAGUGUUCAAAUCAUUUAUGCUCUUUGCGGAGACGACCCUACUCACCGAACUACUGCAUUUUGCAAAUUUUUUGUGGUGUAGGAACUGAUACUUUAUUUUGAAGCUGUAUGACACGCGUGCAACAAAUGAUCAUUACUCCAAAACUAAUGUAAUAUUUUUUAAGAAACUACAAUUUACAUAGUUUAAGAAGAUACAACCGAUUCGAGAUUUUUGCAACCUCGCAAUUCUAGCAAGGGAAAAUUCAACCAUUUUGAAUCCAUCGAAGUGAUGUUCAAAUGAGUAUGAUUCCAUUUUAACCAAUGGAAAAUCAAUAUGAUAGUUGCUAACUACGAAGUUGUUGCGGCUAUCGUUAGCGCUAUUAGUGAGUUUUUGGGAAAGAAGAAUAACUCUCAUGGUAGAUAUGAAAUAGUGGAAAUUAUGACGAGUUAAAUUCUAAGCGCAACAUUUUUCGUAUUAAAAUAAUUGAGAAUAAAAUAAAAUAAAUAAAUUUAACCAGAUUCCAUUAGGGAUUUAUGAAUUGAUUGAGGGUAUUGUGUUUUUCAAGUCUAUCACACAAUUCUUCUUAAAAAAUAGAUAUUCCGUCUAAAUUUUAGAUCACAACCCUAACAUAUUUAUACAUUAUUAUUAAUUUGCAUCAUCACCCAAUUAAUAAUUUAUCGGAUUUCUGCAUAUAGGAAGCUUGCACUUACUAAAUACAUUUAAUCAAAUAAAAUUAAUAGAUCACUUAAUAUAUACUUAACCUGACUGAUAGUCUACCAAAAGUCUCCCACUUGGUAAAUGUGUAUCAUAUAACCUUAUGAGCUCAUAAAAAAUUUUUGCUAUAAGAUGUUUUAGUGCAUUUUACAAAUUUUAUUUUCAAUCACAUUAAUGUCGGAUCAAAGCUUUCAUUACUUGAUUUAUCGGAAUUAGACCGUCAAUGAUCAAUACAUUAAUAUAACUUAAGAUUCGAACAAGUGUGGAUGCACAACGUGGAAAUUUCAUGUAAUGUAAUCUUAACAUGUUUAUUUCCAAUUGAUCCACCUUAACUUUAAUUCAAAAUAAUUUAAUAUUGGAUACUGAAUACUGAACAUCAAAUACUGAAUAUUGAAUAUUGAUCAGUGCAGUUUAAACCAAAAUAACUUCAAUAGCAUUUGAACAUUACUAAUUAGCUCCCCUAAACCAAAAUAUCAUAAUUUGGUUCCAUUUUCAUACGAGGAACAUGCUCAUUAUAGAAGUUGUAUGAAUAUGUUCAAUAAUCAAUUCAUGAUAUGAAGCCACACAAUUAAGUGGACCUGCUAUCAUGGAAAUUGUAUGAAUAUGUUCAAUAAUCAAUUCAUGAUAUGAAGCCACACAAUUAAGCAAAUGACAAUAUUAUUAUCAAAUAAGGUACUAGUUUCAACCUAUUUUGAAUUCUUGAAUGAACAAUAAUAACCAAGUUUGUUCAACAUCGAAAUUGAACAAAAUUUUGUCUAAUGACGAUACCAACAAAAUGUCUCAUCCAAAUCCAAAUAAUAAUCGGUACUUAAUAAUAAUCUAAAUUUUUCAAUAACUACAACUUCAAAUUUCUUGUCAUCACCUAUAUAGAUGUAUAUUUCACUAUCAAUUGAUUUUCGAUAAUAAAGACAAUAUUGCAUAAAGACACUAAUGUGAGUUUUUGCACCAAAAUCCACCCAUCAAGUGUGCCUAUGAUAUGAAAUUAUAUUAAUUUCAGGACAAACAAAAGUAAGUUUUAAUGGAAGUGUACUAAUUUCUUUGUUUUUUACUUCCAACAAACUUCUCAAUAUGCUCAAAGAACUCUUUGACAUUCAAAGUUUAGGCAUAGUACCCGUAAAUAUUUCUGGAAUGUUUUUAUUUAUAAUCAUCAUGCUGGCUUCUUUUAACUUUCAAACAACUACAUUUUAUCAGUAGUGCUUUCCAAUGUAAAACGAGUAGAUUUAUCUAUUCUUAAUGUCGAGUUAAGAUCUAUAUAACCCAAAUGAAUCAUAUUGAUUCUAUUUUCAGUGUUUAAAUUUGUUCCAAGACUGUGUUAGAAUUGGGAAAAUAUAUACAUAAAUAUAAAAGUGGAACCAAAUUAUGAUAUUUUGAUUUAGGGGAGCUAAUUAGUAAUGUUCAAAUGCUAUUGAAGUUAUUUUGGCUUAGAUUGCAGUGGUCAAUAUUCAAUAUUCGAUGUUCAGUAUUCAAUGUUCAGUUUUAAGUAUUCAAUAUUCAGAUUAAGUUUGUAUUAAAUGACACUACCAAAAAAAAGAGGCUUUCAUUACGGAAGGAAGAUUCGUAACAAUAUCGUCGUAAUAAAAAGUGGUUUCUGUUAUGAAUUUUAUCGUGACAAAAGUAAUUUUUAUUAGUCAACGUCUUUUUUUAGUUAUUACGAUAAAUGUUUCGUAAAAAAUACAAAUAUGGCAAAAAAUAUCGUAAAUACAAUAAUUACGACUUUAUUCUGUAACAAAUGGAAAUGUAUUUUUAUAUUUUUUUAAUAAAAAAUUAAAAAUUAAAAAAAUAAUCAAACUCCAAAUAUUGAAAAUGAUUUUUAUAAUAAAUUGAAUGUAAAAUAAAUAUAAAUAAAAAUUUAUAUUUAAUUAAUUAUAUAUAUAUAAUUUAUUACAAUAUAUAAUAAAUAAGUAAAAACAUAUUGCACUUCCUACCAGCCGCCCUCCCCCUCUAUUGAAAAGGUAUUUGUAACAAAUUGAAUGUAAAAUAAAUAUAAAUAAAGAUUUAUUAUUAAUUAAUUAUAUUUAUAAAAAAUUUUAAGAAUAAAAUAUAUAUAAUAAAUAUCUAAUUAGUAAACCGUACCCACACCCGCCACCCUCCCCCUUUCUUCUCCAACGCGAAGUAAAAUCCUUCUUCAUCUUCUUCUUCUCUUCUGCAAACUUGCUCAGCCGCCGGCGCCCCUCUAGGUUAAAAAUCGAUAAUAUAAUAACAUUUUUCUCAUAUUUGUAUACAAUUGAUUUUUCUUCCGUUUGCAGUUUCAUCUGCCUUGGUCGCUGGUCGAUUUCUCCCCGCCGCAGUGUCCCGUUGAAGUGAGGGCUUUUGGAACACGUCUCCGGCGUCGACCCAUCAGGAUAUUAAAUUGUGGAGACAAAGACGUGCAGUGUGAAUUCAGGAUAAGCAGACUUGAGUUUAACGGAAGGUUAUGGCAAAAACUCAACGAGGUACCGUAGGAGGGUCCCAAGAUCCGACUGGCUCACCUGUAAGACGUGUUACCAGGGCAUCCGCAGGCAACAGCCCCGUAGAUGGAACUAAUGUAGCUAGCAGGAACCCAUCACCUGUGCGAAAAACGGCAAAAGAAAUGACAAAACGAAAGGGAACGCGGGUCUCACCAUUGCUCCGGCAAGUUCGCUCCAUCAUAUCAGAGUGGGAGAAAGAGGGCAAUAUUCAUGCUCCCACCAAAUCAAUGACAUCGUCCGCUCGAUGGGCAGUCCGUCAGGAUUUGCAGGGGCCUGCAGAGGAACAUAAUGCUAGGGAUAUCUCAGCUUCCCUUGAGCCAAAUGUAGCCAUGCAGGAUGAGGAUGAGACAAUACCCCACAUACAAGUAGAUGACGAGACAAUCCCACCGACGCAAGACAUGGAGACUGCGGAGAGUGACAUGCCGUUCCUGGGUGGGGAAUUGGGGCCCGACCUUAUGGCCAUGGAAGACACAGAGGCGGGCGAUAUGGCACACUUGGAUGGGAUAACAUCAUAUGGCGUUGGUUCCUCGAAGAAGAAACAGGGAAGGGGGUAGCGAGAAUGCCAUAUGGAUAGGGAAAAGAUCACAAGAUGCUUGUAUUUACAUCGCCGGAUGGCAAAAGCAUUGUUGGACCUGACGUAAACGAGUAUAAGACCGCUAUUGGGGUGAUUGCGCGCAAUGGAGCUCGACUUCCUCUGCAUUACCCGACGUUUGCCGAAAUACCGGAGACAAAGAGACAGGGUGCAUGGAUGGAGGUUCAGAGCAACAACGGAUUUACCAAACUCAGCAGAGAAAGUGGUCUUGGCUGACUUACGGGAGGUUUGGAGGCAUUGGAAAUACAGCAUCAAAUCAACUUACUGCAACCCAAUCCAGGAUGACAACGAAGCAUUGAAGAAGGUUCCUUCAAGCAGGAUUGUGGCCGAUCAAUGGCCGAAGUUGGUCGAGUACUGGCAGGACAAAAAAGUUAAGAAAAGAAGCUUCCCGCAUCGUACUGGGCGGAAGUCCUUCACGACUCUCACUGAGGAGAUCAAGGCGAAGGGGAAGGACCCCGACAGUUUAGAGAUAUGGAUAUCCAGUCGGACACAAGGCAAGGGAACAGACAAUCAAAAAACUGAAGAGAUAUUGACAUAUUUGCAGAAUGAGCUAAACAAAAUUCCGCCGGAAGGGCAGACUCCGGCUGUUCGGGAGACUCUUUACCAACGGGCUCUUGGGGGAAAGACCAAAAAAUGCUCAAAGGUUGACAGUGCCGCCAGUUCAGCUCAUCCCCGCAGUGAGGCAACUGGUUUAACAGAUACUAUAGCAUUCCAGCAAGGGUGGGAAGAAAUGCAGAGCGGAUUUGCAGAGUUCAAGGAAAUGAUGGCUGAGUUCAAAACCAUCAAAGCUAAUGUGUAUGCAUUCAUGCACAGAAACUCCGGAGCAAUUAGUGGCCCAUCUGCCACAGUUCGUAUUGAUACGGUCUCUAAGCUUCUUAGGCCCGUCUCUAAAUCAUCUAUGACGGUUGGCACCCGUGUGCUUAUAUUAUCUCGUACCAGAGAGAAGAAAGUUGUUGCUGAGGGACUUCUGCUCAGCCCCCCUGCACCAGGUGACACACUUUCCCUGGUCAAGGUUUUUGUUACAUCUACCGCAGUCCCGGACACACCCCUUAUUUUGCCGACAAUUGCUGGCGCGACUACCUUUUGCGAGGUGGUCGAUGAAGAUCCUAUUGAGUGGAACUAUAAGGAUCUCAUGCGCCACCCCUGAAGCAUAUCGACCGGUUCUUUUAUGUUUUAUCUCUAUUUGCAUUAUCAAUUGCAUGUUGUGGAUGUGUUUGGAUGGUAGGUUCUUAUGGAUAUGUGAAAUACCUAUGGAAUAGAUGCAUAGACAUUUGGAUGUAUAUUUUGUGUGGUAAGAAUUGUUGCUAUGGAUUGAUGGAUCUCCCCACUUGCUUAUUACUAGGUUGGAUGUUUGAAAUGCUUGUGUUUGAUGGAACAUAAUGUCGAAGUGGAGAUGUUGCUAGCCUUGUUCGAUUGGUUAAUUUACUUUGUUGUUUGCUGGAGGACAUCGACUAGUAAAUAUUGUUAUGUUAGU